Molecule: messenger RNA, 774 nt
Organism: Brassica napus (rape)
Lineage: Eukaryota; Viridiplantae; Streptophyta; Magnoliopsida; Brassicales; Brassicaceae
Product: root meristem growth factor 10-like
Exons: 3
Coding region: 1-516 (171 amino acids)
Source: RefSeq, a predicted model, not a curated record
AUGCGGAUGCUCUAUAUAUUGGUCGGCAACUGUCGAUUGGUUAUAGCCAUCUCUUUUUUAGUUCUAUUACUCGUCGUGGAUAUGUUGAGGACUAGUUGUUUCUAUUUCUUUGUUAUUGUUUUUGUCAUCCUUUCUCGGACUUACUUAUGCGAGGCUCGCCAUCUUGCACCCAUGGAGAAGAAGCUUCAUGUGAAUCGCGAUAACUUAAUUGCGAAGAACAACGAAGAGAUUAAAAAGCUAGAAGUCCCGUCGACAAACAACACGAAAACCAUAUCAAGCGAAGCACCGAUCAAACAUGCCGUAGGUGAUCAUGGCGAGAUCAUUGAUAAGAAUACGAAGGACGAUUGCAGAGUAAACCGAGCUUCACUAGUCAAAACAAGUGUGUCGUCAAAAAGAGUCUCAAGAACUUGGAAAGUUCCCAAAUAUUCAAAGAAGCUGCCUAGGUCGGAUCAGGAACAUCCUGGAUUCAAUCUUGAUUAUAUGCAGCCCACUACGCACCCACCUCAUCAUAAUUAACCUUAUAGUGAUCAAGUUUCCAUAUUGUGAUUUAUAUAUAUACAAUAAUUUUAAGUCACGCGAAGAAUGUCGUCCACAUUUUAACUCUUUCAAUAUAUGGUCACAAACGACCUAGUUAUAAGCUUAUAACAAAAAAGAUUAUGUAAAAUUAGUUAGAAAACAGGUUCUUGAUAUUUGUUCAAUACACGCUUUCGCGCGCAUACAUCAAUAACGAUGCACUAUAUAUAUUUACGCGUCUUUACAUGCACUUACAUGUGA